This is a messenger RNA of Fraxinus pennsylvanica, 390 nucleotides long. The record is from the annotation of a GenBank genome assembly. NCBI's taxonomy places the organism in Eukaryota, Viridiplantae, Streptophyta, Magnoliopsida, Lamiales, Oleaceae.
AUGAGCUCUUCUAUUGAGAAGAGCUACGAGUUGCCUGAUGGGCAGGUGAUCACUAUUGGGACUGAGCGUUUCCGAUGUCCAGAAGUUCUUUUCCAGCCUUCGAUGAUUGGAAUGGAGGUUGCAGGAUUUCAUGAAACCACAUACAACUCUAUAAUGAAGUGCGAUGUGGAUAUUAGGAAGGAUCUUUAUGGGAACGUAGUCCUGAGUUGUGGUUCUACCAUGUUCACAGGUAUUGCUGACAGAAUGAAUAAGGAAAUUUCUGCUUUUGCCCCAAGGAGCAUGAAAAUUAAAGUGAUAGCUCCACCUGAAAGGAAAUAUAGUGUGUGGAUUGGCGGUUCUGUUUUGGCAUCCCUAAACACCUUCCAACAGGUGAGUUCCAUGCAGUUUUAA